Paramacrobiotus metropolitanus is the source of this 1138-nucleotide messenger RNA. RefSeq lists its product as uncharacterized. The transcript has 4 exons. The coding region runs from base 273 to 908 and encodes 211 amino acids. The record is from RefSeq and is a predicted model, not a curated record. Gene Ontology annotation, molecular function: G protein-coupled peptide receptor activity. NCBI's taxonomy places the organism in Eukaryota, Metazoa, Tardigrada, Eutardigrada, Parachela, Macrobiotidae.
UUAUACGACUUGCCAGGGCUCGGUCACCACCUCCCCCCUCAGAAAAAUCUCAUUUUUUGUUUGAAGACACAAUAGUUAACCAAACACUUGUGGAUGUCGUUACCGUGUUAUACAACACCACGCUUGAUCCGGUUGCCAGCUCCAAGCAAGCGGCAGUUCCUGACCAGUGGCGACAAACCGUAUCCGAUUCGGGCAGUUUCGUUAAGGGCUGGUACAACUGGAAGUACUCACAGACGCCGGGAUGGCUGCAAAACUGGUCGGAUCUGCAAGAUAUGGCAGAGAUGGUAGCGAUGUUCAUCAAGUUUUUUGGCUUACUGAUCAUCAACCUUCUGGUUAUCGCUGCCAUCCGGCGUGCUGCCAUCCGGCGUCAGCAUCUGUUGGUCACUGGGAAGCAGCGUGCCGCUCAAAACGCCGGUGAGGAACGGCGCUCUCGCAACAGCAACUACCUGUUACUGGGCAGUGCCGGCCUCUAUCUGUUCUCAACGCUGCCGAGUCUGGUGUACAAAAUUCUGAUCAUUGCCGAAACCAAUCAUUCGUACAACUUCGACAAGUCAGCCAAAAGCUUCGCCACACCAUUUUGCCAAACGUUCUUCUCGGUUAAUUAUUCUAUCAAUUUCUUUCUGUAUUUAACCGUCAGUGAACGAUAUCGGGUGCAGUUCAUCCGCCUCUUCGCUGGUGUUUUCUGUCCAGAAGGGCUCAGGAGACACGUCUAUAAAUACAGAGACAGCAGCCGCAUUUGUGCUGCGAGCGUCAGAAAUCCGCAGGCUGCGGCUGACAAGCCGCAACUCAUCCGAAUGAAGGCCGUCGGUGCGGUGGAAGAUGAGGACCGUAACCGCUGCGAGCUUGAUGUUCUGCGCAGGGCACAAAGCGAAAUGACAAGAAAUUAUCGGGAAAGUGAGAGCACAUAACUGCGAAUUAAAGAACCACUCAUAGGGGUUGUUGAAUCCUUUUGCCAGGCAAAGUGUUUCUGGUUUUGCAGAUAAUACGGUAACAAAAAUUUCGAGUACGAGUGUAUUAUGUCAUGCAAGAUUUACUUGCUUUCAAAUAUGUAGAAUGCUACCAUAUAUGCCAAUGGCGCUUUGCUGCUUGUAUGGCUGCGUUCCCGGCUUUAAAUGAAGAGAAAAUUUCUGAAAACUGA